AUAGCUACGAAGUUGUGCAACAGUGCAGGUGGAAUCAUUCCAGUUUUAUACUACGUGUUUGACAAUUUCUCAUAUAAUUUCUCGGUGUCUUGUAAUUACGAAGACUUUAUUAUUUCACUUUAUAGAUAUUAAACACAUUCGAAUAAUUUUUUCGAACCACUAAUCGUUGUACAAGAAUUAAAAAAAUAGAAUAUUGUGAUUUCCUUUGCUGGGACGAAGGACGAAACUUGAAGCUUACCUUCCUUGUCGUGUGGUGCUCCGGAAAUUUUUGGGGUAGAAUUAUGGCUAAACUCACGGAUGUAUACCGAGCAGAGGACGUGAUCGACGUUGGAUAUAGGCAAAUACCCGUGGUGGCAGGAUCCGGUGAUGAUUCUUCAUUAAUGAUGUUAAUGGACUUGAGUAGCAAAGGCUUGUGCAUAGAUAACCCACAAAUACGUGGGAGAGAGCUUGAAAUAUUUACACGCAAGUUUAAAUUGUUAUCAGCGGAAGAACUAAGACAAUCGCUCGAAAUAGACAGCGUCACUUUCGUCUCCCUACUGAAUCAGUGUGUGCCAUGUGUGGGCUGCCGACGUCGUGUUGAACGUUUGUUCUAUCAGCUAACACUGUCAGGUCAUCCAACUCUGGAUCCGUUGGUAAUAAAAGACACGUGUGCACUUACUGUGCGUGAGGAGCGUAUGUCUGCACCACAAGCAUUAGGUACGCUGCUCUAUCGUCAUCACGAGGUGCUCAAUAAUCUACUCGAUAAUAAACUACGAAACAAAACGCGAUGUGUGCUGCAUUCAUUGGAUGCAUUUCGUUCGAGACCCUUUUCGGAGGUUUGGCGGGAAGUGUGGUUCUCAAUGAAGUAUAAUUGUCGCGAUGAAUUGGCUACCAUAGAAACAAGGGAACUGCACGAAGUGCUGGAAAACUAUUUAAAAAAGCACAAGUUUUGUCAAGGAUGUCGCAAUAAGAUCGAGAAGGCAUACCACAUACUCGUAAACGAAACGACUUGCAAAGAAGGAUUCGAUGCGGCGUUGUAUGCGAACAUUAGAAAACCGCAAUCCGAGAAGCAUAUUCAAAUUAUUACGAAAAAAGUUGACUUCCUCGACGCUCUGAUAAGGCGCGCCGAACCAGAAGUUAACGGCAGUUAUUCGAAACAGCGGGAGCGUCAUGCCAAAACUCUUGAAAUUGCGCAGGAGGAAGUGCUAACCUGCGUUGGUAUGAUAAUGUAUGAGCGGCUGCGACGUAUUUAUAUCAGUCUGCGCGAAGAAGAGAGAGCCUGUCAGGUGCUAGCAGCGGUUGGCGUGCAUGCGCUAAGUCGAAGUUUUGAUAUGGCUGUGGAACGCAAACAAGGUAUUAGUAACUUAGAAUUGCUUUACCAGGAAAUUAGCCGCGCUGAAAGAGCAAAAGAACUAAGACGGGAGCAGAAGAAACUGAAAAAGAAGUUAAAGAAAAUGGAAAAGAAGGAAAAGCUAUGCCGAAAAUAUGGCAAUGGAACUGAUAGUACCGAUUCUGAUACAGUAGAGCCAGAUGAGGAAGAAGAGGAAAACGCAGAUAAAGAAGUCCGAAUGAAAAUGUCGGAUGAGGCGCUCGAUCUGUCAGAUGAAUUUGACGAAGAGCUAAAUAAAUUGGUAGAUAUUAUGGAUAACAAUUUGCGCGCUGGUAUUAAGAAGGAAUCGCCAUCAGCGGUGGAAUAUAAGUCUCCACCACAAAAGAAAAGCAAACAAAAGAAGCAAAAAAAGCACAAACAAGAUCAGCAACAGACAAGUGGCAGCAAAAAGAAGCAACAACCGCAACAGCAGCAGCGAGUGCCUACGGUCGAGCAAACGUCAUCAGCAAUUUGUAGUACUUAUGGCAGCUCCUUGGGCAUUGACGCAGUUAGCACCGCAGGGAAAUGUGAUAUGUGUUUAUCAGCAGGGGACCAGUGUCCAUGCGAAAACGAUGUACGCGAUUCUGGUUAUGGCAGUGAACUUUUAACGCCUGAUAAUUCGCCUAUCUCUAGUGCAACCACUACACCAGAAGGUUCUGAAGUAUCCUGUUCUGAUGGUUUCUGUAAUCAUGAAAAUGGACAAGAUAUUGGAUUGGACGAUGAACAUCAACACCAUAUGUAUGAAAUAGGCAAUACCUAUAUGUGGAGGAGCAGUUCACUUAACCAACAGUAUGGGGGUACGAACUGGCUGAGCUUGCAACAAAUGCUGGAAAAUGUCGACGAGUACGAUGACGACGAAGAAAACUGUUACAUUCCACAAGAAGUGGUUUUGGAGUACCAAUGUCAGCGCGAAAAGGUUGAUCUGCAACGUAAAAAACUACGCGAAACUCUAAAGCAGAAUUUUGCGCGUUUGUGUAAACAGCAUAAAAAUGUUAAGCUACUGAACAGCAAAGAUGCAAAGUGCAGCACAUCAGGACAAUCUUGCAUCUGAAUACUGCUCAAAAUUAUGCACUCAGAAGGAAGCUGUCUGAAAACAGCAUAACUGUCCUUAAUAAUACAUAAUGUGUUGCAAUUCAAGAAUGAUUACAUACAUUUUUGAAAAAUUAUUAUUGUUUCUGCAAAUAUAUAUUGAAAUUAUUUAAAACUAUGCAAA
Anastrepha obliqua is the source of this 2561-nucleotide messenger RNA. RefSeq names its product gametogenetin-binding protein 2-like. The record is from RefSeq and is a predicted model, not a curated record. The transcript has 5 exons. Gene Ontology annotation, cellular component: nucleus; cytoplasm. Bases 282 to 2399 code for a protein of 705 amino acids. Lineage: Eukaryota; Metazoa; Arthropoda; Insecta; Diptera; Tephritidae.